AUGUUCAUCAGAAAAUUACCCAUCCCCGCAUGUCUCAUAUUCCUUAUUAUUGUGAAAUUUUUAGGGGCAACCCCUGCCCCAAGUGAUGUAUCAUCCCUUUCCAGUGGUUUCCCGCUUGCAAUCCGUUCACUACGUCCUGUGCUCAAAGACCCAAGUUCAGACAAAUUGCUUCACAAAAGAGGAGCUGACACGAGGCAAGAUGACGCUUAUUACACUUGUCAGACUGUUCAGUUGAACAUAGCGAAUACGGAUUCGUACUUCUUUGCACUCAAAAUGUCAGCGCUUUCUGAUGUUAUGACAAGUCAGCAAGCUGCUCAAGCUAAUGAAAAAAUAGACGGCCUCCUGAGUAUUGAUGGCAGCUCACUUGCCGGUCACAAACAGCUAGCUAGCAAAAAUUUCCCGAAAGAUGCCCAAAUCCAAAGUGCGAUGACCAACAUCACGCGAUUGAAUACGCCUUAUGUGAAUGCUCUCAACAAGGCAAAGGCUACUGCUGGAAUGAAAAGUCAAAUAUUUCAUCAGGGGAUGGGGAAGGCGUGGGAUGCUCUUCGUCCUCUUGUAAAAGCACAGUUUAGUAUGAUCAAAUUGAUUCCGGAUUGUAAAUAACUAGC
Puccinia graminis f. sp. tritici CRL 75-36-700-3 is the source of this 608-nucleotide messenger RNA. RefSeq lists its product as uncharacterized. The record is from RefSeq and is a predicted model, not a curated record. The coding region runs from base 1 to 603 and encodes 200 amino acids. NCBI's taxonomy places the organism in Eukaryota, Fungi, Basidiomycota, Pucciniomycetes, Pucciniales, Pucciniaceae. The transcript has 5 exons.